This is a messenger RNA of Oncorhynchus mykiss (rainbow trout), 7551 nucleotides long. Lineage: Eukaryota; Metazoa; Chordata; Actinopteri; Salmoniformes; Salmonidae. The record is from RefSeq and is a predicted model, not a curated record.
UGACGAAUCCCAGGGCUUCAAAGACUGAAACCAGGUCCAGCACCCGGACCGUAGACACACCGACAAGGACACUCCAAACUGGGAUGAACGAUGGAUGCUGCCCAAACGCGCACACUGGAAUCAAGACAACACACCAGGAGCUAUCCUGAUUUUACGCUUUCUUAGACCUUCACUUCACCUGGCGCCUGUUUCGAUCGAAGCAAGCGAAAUUGGAGAAUAACUUGAUUACAGGGCUUCUACAAUAAAUUGGGAUUUAAAAAUAUAGAUUUUGAGAGCAUCUCUUCAGAAACAGGGGGACCUUUGAAUUUGGAUCGAAAUACUGUUAAAAUCUACUUGGACUGGAUUUGUAUUCAUUUUACUCAUAGGAACUUUGGAAUAAAGCAGUUUUGAAUUGCAGGUAUUCACAGACUUGUUAAUGUCAUCAAAACAUCUACAUUAGGCUAUAAAUCGGCUACGCGCUCUUGAAAUAAUAAGUACAACGAACUUAUUUUAAUCAAGCUUGUGGAAUUGUUGAUUGUCUCUCGAAAGCAUUGGAGCUUGGAACACGGAAGAUAUGCUUCAAUGGAACUGUUCACUUUUUCAAGAAAUCCCAGAUGGAGGUUUCCCGGUAUGAGGAGGGAAUAACCAGGAAGUCCGAAGUCCUCCGACCAGGAUCUCUGGGAAACAGAAUUUUUUGAAAGUUCCAGGAAUUUUUUAACCCUAAAAGUUCUCCUGAACGUCUGGAUUGACUGACACACACAAUCAUGGACAGAUCACUGGACCUCUGAGUGCAAUCUUCCUCUUUCUCCUCCUCCUUCCUCCUCCUCCUCUUCCUCCUCCUCCUUCCUCCUCCUCCUCCUCCUCUUCCUUCAUCCUUUUCCUCCUCCUCCUCUUCCCAUUGAAGGUCCCACCUGGUUGCCAGAAAAUCAGUGAGACAGAAAGACAGAUCAACAAGAGGUUACAAAAAAACAGAGGUUCCAACAAACCCCCUCUGGUCUUUUAAUUCAUUUGGUAACCAUGACGACCACUCUUUCCCCCUCCUUAUCUGGGCACCUGGUGAACCCCCAAGUCCCCCUGCCAUCAUCGUUGAUGCUUCUGCUGCUGAUACAACUGUUUAGUUGGUGCCCGGCUGCUCCCUCAGGGCCUGAGUCAGACACCUGCUCCACUCUGAUUCAGAGCCGAUUCUUCGGUCACUUCCUGUCCUCCUCCACUUUCCCCACGGCACCCUGCUCCUGGACCCUGCAGAACCCCGACCCGCGCCGCUACACCAUCUUUAUCAAGGUAACCAAACCUACCUCCACAACGGACUGCAUUCCCCGGCAGCUCCGCACAUUCCAGUUUGACUCAUUUCUGGAGACCACGCGCACCUACCUGGGCAUGGAGAGCUUCAACGAGGUGGUCAAGCUGUGUGACUCUUCAUCCCCUGUGGCCUUUCUGGAGGCUGGGAAACAGUUCCUACAAAUGAGGAAAGGGCCGCCACGGGCCGGCAUGGAGGUCACCGCCCCUAACGCUAGCGAAGAUGGGGAAUUUAAGACAGAGUACCUGGUGGUGGGGAAGCGUAACCCCAGCAUGGCAGCGUGUCAGAUGCUGUGCCAGUGGCUGGAAGACUGCCUGGCAUCCAGCACCUCUAACAGGCCCUGUGGCAUCAUGCAGACCCCCUGCCAGUGCUGGGAGCCCCCUCCUCCUCCACAGCUCAGCGAGGGGGAUGGAUGCUACAGGAACGGGUUCUACCUGGAGAACUGCCUACCCAGCUCCAAUGAGAAGAGUGAUACUGACAGCAACGGUGGCUGGAGUGUGUGGGCGGAGUGGAAGGAGUGCAGCAGUGACUGUGGUGGUGGCGUUCAGACCCGGAGCCGUACCUGUCAAUCUCCCCCGGAGGAGAUGUGUGAGGGAGUAUUGGAGGAGGGAAGGCCCUGUAACCCUCAGCCCUGCAGUGGCAAAGGCCGUCAUCUCUCUCGCAGCCAAUCACUUCGCUCCGUGGACAGCCGCAAGCGUGAUGGCGGCGGUGGCGAGGUAGACAAGACGCGAGGCGGUGGCGGCGGACAGCAGGCCCCACAGACAGUGGACCAGGCUGCGUCAGGUGAGGAGUGGUCGUCGUGGAGUGUGUGUUCGGCCACGUGCGGUGAGGGCUGGCAGAGCCGCACGCGUUUCUGUGUCUCCUCCUCCUACAGCACCCAGUGCAGCGGCACGCUCCGAGAGCAGAGGCCCUGCAACAACUCUGCCGUCUGUCCAGCCGCUCUGAUUGCAGUGCACGGGACUUGGGACGAGUGGUCGCCAUGGAGCUUGUGUUCGUCAACCUGCGGCCGUGGUUACCGGGAUCGCACGCGAAGCUGCAAGCCCCCUCAGUUUGGGGGAGACCCCUGUAUGGGGCCGGAGAAACAGACCAAGUUCUGCAACAUCGCUGUCUGCCCAGUUGAUGGAGUGUGGAAUGAGUGGGCUAAUUGGGGUUCAUGCUCUGCGUCCUGCUCCAACGGGACCAUGCAGCGCAUCAGAGAGUGUAACGGACCUUCGUACGGAGGAUCAGAGUGUCGCGGGGAGUGGAUAGAGACCAGAGACUGCUUCCUACGGGAGUGCCCAGUGGAGGGGAAGUGGCAUCCUUGGACGUCGUGGGUGGGCUGCACCAAGACAUGUGGCGGAGGGAGCCAACAGAGACAGAGGAUUUGCUAUGGGCCCUUCUUUGGGGGUGAAAAUUGUCCUGGAGAUCGGGAGGAGGUGCGACGCUGCAAUGAGAAGCGGUGUCCAGAGCCUCAUGAGAUCUGUGCAGAAGAGAACUUCUCCAACGUAGUGUGGAAAAUGACUCCAGCAGGGGACACAGCAGCCGUACGCUGCCCUCCCAAUGCCAAUGGGCUGAUCCUGAGGCGGUGCACUCUGGAUGACGAGGGAAUAGCCUACUGGGAGAACCCCACUUAUAUGAAGUGUAUCUCCAAUGACUACCGCAGCAUCCAAACACUGACUCGGGAACACCUGUCCAAGGCCCAGCGGGGGCUUGUGGGGGAUGGAGUUUCAGAGGUGAUGACCAAGCUCAGGGUGACGUCCAGCGAUGGGACCAGCUACAGUGGAGACUUGCUGGCCAUAGUGGACGUACUGAAGAACAUGACAGAGAUAUUCAGAAGGGCCUACAACAGCCCCAGCAAUGCAGACAUGAGAAACUUUGUCCAGUCAGUCAGUAACCUGCUGAUGGAGGAGAACAGAGAGAGAUGGGAAGAAGCACAACUGUUGGGUCCUAACAUCAAGGAGCUGUUCCGGUUGGUGGAAGACUUUGUGGACGUCUACGGUCUUAGGAUGAAAGACUUCCAGGACAUGGUUGAGGUCACCGAUAACUUAGUUCUGUCCAUCCACAAGCGUCCGGUGGCAGGUAAUGCAGACAUCAGCUUCCCUAUGAAGGGCUGGAAGGGGAUGAUGGACUGGGCCCGCAGCUCUGAGGACAGAGUUACUGUCUCCAAGAACAUCCUCUCCACAGGCAAGCCAGAUGCAGAUGACUUGUCAGCGUUUGUCACCGGGAUCGUUCUCUACAGAAACCUGGGCAGCAUCCUAUCUUUACAGAGAAACAGCACUGUGCUCAACUCCAAGGUAGUGUCUGUGACCAUCAAACCCACCCCAGGAUCCCUCUCUACCCCGGUGGAGGUCCAGUUCUCACACCUUUACAACGGCACCACAAACCAGACCUGCAUCUCCUGGGACGAGAGUGACACCUCAUCGCUGCUCGGAUCGUGGUCUGCCAGGGGCUGCAGAGCCGUGCCUAUCGACUCAUUCAGCACCAAAUGCGUGUGUGACAGACUCUCUACCUUCGCCAUUUUAGCACGGCUAAAUCCUGACAUGAACAUGGAUAAAAUGCAGCUUCCCUCUGUGACGCUGAUGGUGGGCUGUGGAGUCUCCUCUCUCACCUUGCUGCUCCUCAUCAUCAUCUAUGUGUCGGUCUGGAGGUACAUUCGCUCCGAGCGCUCCGUCAUCCUCAUCAACUUCUGCCUCUCCAUCAUCUCCUCCAACGCCCUCAUCCUCAUUGGUCAGACGCAGACACGGAACAAGGUGAUCUGCACGCUGGUCGCUGCUUUCCUGCAUUUCUUCUUCCUGUCGUCGUUCUGUUGGGUUCUGACAGAGGCGUGGCAGUCAUACAUGGCCGUGACUGGCCGGCUGAGGAACCGCAUCAUCCGCAAGCGAUUCCUGUGUCUGGGCUGGGGUCUACCUGCUCUGGUUGUGGCAGUCUCUGUGGGUUUCACCAAAGCUAAGGGAUAUGGCACCGUCAACUACUGCUGGCUGUCUCUGGAAGGUGGUCUGCUUUAUGCGUUUGUGGGACCGGCUGCCGCUGUAGUCUUGGUUAACAUGGUUAUCGGGAUUCUCGUAUUUAACAAACUGGUGUCCAAAGACGGAAUUACUGAUAUGAAACUGAAGGAGAGGGCAGGUCAGAUGACAGUACCACUGUACAAUAUGACGCUCAAAUGUGCCAAGUGCGGAGUUAUCUCGUCGGCUGACGUUUCUACCACAGCUACCAGUAACGCCAUGGCGUCGCUGUGGAGCUCCUGUGUGGUUCUGCCUCUCCUGGCCCUCACCUGGAUGUCUGCUGUCCUGGCCAUCACCGACCGGCGCUCCUCCCUCUUCCAGAUCUUGUUCGCUGUGUUUGAUUCGCUGGAAGGCUUCGUCAUCGUCAUGGUGCAUUGCAUCCUGCGCAGAGAGGUUCAAGAGGCAGUGAAGUGUCGGGUAGUGGACCGCCAGGAGGACGGGAAUGGAGACUCAGGGGGAUCUUUCCAGAACGGACAUGCUCAGCUUAUGACUGAUUUCGAGAAAGACGUCGACAUGGCUUGCAGAGGAGGUAAGAGUACCGGCAAAAAAAAGAGUACUCUGAAGCGUUCCUCUCUCCAGGGUGAUGAGAAGCCAUCCUCCCAGCCCCUGACCCUUCAGAAGGGCUCUAACUUCAACACCAUGCCUGCCAGCAUGGCCAAGGUCCACCUCCAGAAUGUGGCAGACUACCCCAGUCAUACUCUCACCCUGCGCAGGGAGAAGGGUGGUGCCACCAAGGGCAUCAGCACCGAGCUGCCGGGAGCCAAGUCCAUCUACAUCUGUGACGGGGAGCUCUUUAAACAGCUGGACGGGGAGCUGUCUCCACGGGGGACAGGGGAGGCCGGGGGGCCUGAGGGCACAGGGUACAUCAUCCUGCCUAACAACAACAACACUGGCACCCUGGGGCGGCCCGGAAAGGGCAGCAAGGAGGACACGACGGCCAAGUACAACAUCAGCAUUGAGCAGCAGAUGCCCCAGACCAGACUCAUCCACCUGGCCAACUCGGCGGGGGUGGAGGGCGUCCCGGGUUUCGCGCUGAAGAGCCUGCCUGCAGACUUGGUCAGUGUCUCCUGCUCGGAGAGGGAGUCGCCCGUCCACAACAUGCAGAACGUCUCCGGAGAAUCCCACAUGACCAACAGCAUGUGUGAACAGGGUGAUUCUGGGAACUCUGGAAUGAUGUCCAAGAGCGAGACCGUGUCCACGCUCUCCAUGAGCUCCCUGGAGAGACGAAAAUCCCGCUACGCGGAGCUGGAUUUUGAGAAGAUCAUGCACACACGGAAGCGUCACCAGGACAUGUUCCAGGACCUGAACAGGAAGAUCCACAGUGCAGACCAGGACAGGGCGUCUCCGCCUGGCGAUGGGAAGGCAGGGAAGAGGUGGAGUGUGUCCUCAGCAGGCAGCGACAAGACCAUCAUGAGCGACAAGCAGCAGACACCCAGUAAGAGAGCCUGGGAGGGCAUCAGGAAGACCCAAUCUCCCCCAUCGUGGAUGAGGAAGGACCUGGAGCCCUUGGCGGCCUCUCCCCUGGAGCUGCAGAACGUGGAGUGGGAGAAGGCCAGCGCCACCAUCCCUCUGGUGGGACAGGAGCUCAUGGACCUGCAGACAGAGGUGUGAGACUGAGACAGAGAGACAGACGGAGAGAGAGACAGAGAGCAGCCAACCCCGUCCCCCAGCCCAGCUCUCAGACAGACAGACUUCGUCCCUUCUCGCAGCUCCACAUCUCAAUCUGGGAACCAACGACCAACGAUCAAUGACCAACGAAAUGGGCAGUGGUGAGACAGAGACAGAGAGAGAGAGAGAGAGAGAGAGAGAGAGAGAGAAUGGCCUGAUAAAUGGGGGGAAUGAGAACAGGUUUGCGGUGCAUUUUGUUAUAUUUUCUUAUUGCUGCUGGAAUCAGUUUUUUGUUUACUAUGUCAGAAAGUCAUAUAUCUGGUCUGUUAUUAUCCACAUUAUUACUUCACUGGACACAUACUUGAGUCCCUCUCUCCUCCUGGUAGAUCUCUGUGGAUGGUUAGCCAUGUUUGGUAUUUGGGUGGUGUAGGUAGUGUAGAUUAAAAGGACAGACUGCCUAUGGACUCACUUCACCAGCCUGCUAACAGAUCACCUGGACCAGCCAUACAGUUCAUGUUCCAACCAAACUACAUGUCCAGUACAUGUCCCAAACACGCCUAGGCAGUGGAGGAGGCAGACUGCUGGACCAUAACCAUGUGCCUCUCCAUGCCAACUAAGAGCCCCCCCCCCCCACCCUCCACUGCACUGUCAGACAGUGUCCCCACCCGCUUGACAGGAAGGGAGCAGACCGAUGACAUCACAGUCAGUCAAAGGGUGGAAAACCCUCCCAUUGGUGGGGGCCAUAGUGACAUCAGCAUAGACCAACAAGGAUGAGAUAUCUCAUUUGCGGAUGCCCUUAAUGACAUCACAGAAAGCCGAGAUGGCCAUAUCUCGUUGGUGGAAGCUUCUAUGACCUCAGCAGAAGCCAAUGAGACAGUGUUUUGAUUGGUUGAUUGGUUGCUUGGUGUACAAGCAGGCUUGGUACAUUUGUGGCAAAUAUAAUUCUGCUUGUUCGGUAAAUGCAGGUGGUAAAAAAUGAAGGACACUCAUGUCACAAAGUAUAUAAAGAAUGAUGCUUAAUAAUGACAAUGGAAAUGAAUAAAUAUAAAAAUAUAUAUGAUAAAUACUGUAUAGGACAUGACAGAGGUUGUGACUCUGCAGUAUGGGGUUAGGAUUAGUUGCACACAGAGAAAGCACAAGGCUCUUUUGGAGUCCUGUUGUACAGCAAUGUAAUUAUUUCAACAGAGUUCUACAGAAUGAAUUUUAGCCUAUAAAUAUCUUUCUUACUGUGCUUGGGAAUUAUUGUUGUCAUUAUUAUAAUUAUGACCAUGAUUAUUCACAUUACAUCUGCGUCCGAAAUGGCACCCUAUUCCCUAUGUAGUGCACUGCUUUUGACCAGGUCAAAUGACAGGAAUUAACACCAGGUUAAAAGUAGUGCACUAUAUAGGGAAUAGGGUGCCAUUUCGGACACAUAUUAUGAUUCCCCUCCCAUCCUUUUCAGGGUACUGGAAUAUGAGUGUUCUGUAACUCCAUGUAACAGUGUGUGUUUUGGUAUCACUGACUGUCACUCCCUCCUCAGAUCUGUACGUGUCUGACAUGAACCCUGGCCUCUGUCCCCUGACCUUUAACCUCCACCGCCCCUCCACCUUUUUAGUUCACAGGGGUUGACUCUUUGUUAAUGUACAGUUUUCAGAGCACAAAAUGAAUGUGUCACAUUUCUAAUAAAAGUAUAUCUAUAUAAUAAAG